AUGGAGCCGAACAAGAAAGAGGAGCCCAUGUUCCCUGCGCGAACCCCCAAACAGAAGAAGCACCACGGGGCUGUCAUCGGCGAUCGACCUCUGCCGCCUCACAUGCGAAAGGAGGCAGCAGCCACACACAAAUCCAACUCCACCUCUUCUCUCUACGUGGACAGCACAAUCACCUCUCCCGAUAUCGACCAGGUCCUCUACUGUAUGUCGACCGCUGUGUACUACCACAUACGGGCAGGCCAUGAAGCUCCGCAGCUCAAGCUCAUCGACAUCUUUAGCGAAGAGAUCUAUCCCAUCUACCUCAAGGAUCAGCGGGAGCCCAACGACACGCGAGCGGUGCCCCGCCUGCGGGUCAUCUUCAAGUUCAUCGACACUAUCUUCAAAGUGCAGAAGCUCCCCAGCGAAUGCGCGAUCCUGGCGCUGGCCUACACCGAGCGACUGAUCGGCCUCUCGGGGAUCACCCUCCACGCCUCCAACUGGCGUCGCGUCGUCCUCUCCACAAUCAUCCUCGCCUCCAAGGUGUGGGAGGACCUGGCGGUGUGGAAUGUGGACUUUGUGUCGAUCUUCAAGAACCUGAACAUCAAGGACCUGGGCUUCCUCGAGAAGCAGCUGCUGAAGCUCCUCGAGUACAACGUCUCAGUGCCCUCCUCCCUGUACGCUAAAUACUACUUUGAGCUCCGCGAGCUCGCCGAGAAGGACUCCAAGAACUUCCCCCUCACGCCCCUCGACAAGGACCGAGCAGAGCAACUCGAAGAACGCGCGCGUGCGAUCGACGAGAACUGGGCGCAAAAGAAGAAGAGGCUGAGCGUGCCAAUCCGUCACUCGACGGGCGAGAUCGGACACCACAAGUCGCCCAUCGUCGUGCUCAACCUCAACAAGGAGAAGAAGGACGACUGA
Acanthamoeba castellanii str. Neff is the source of this 897-nucleotide messenger RNA. RefSeq names its product cyclin, Nterminal domain containing protein. The coding region runs from base 1 to 897 and encodes 298 amino acids. The transcript has 6 exons. Gene Ontology annotation, cellular component: plasma membrane. The record is from RefSeq and is a predicted model, not a curated record. Lineage: Eukaryota; Discosea; Longamoebia; Acanthamoebidae.